Meira miltonrushii is the source of this 438-nucleotide messenger RNA. RefSeq names its product Rhodanese-like protein. The record is from RefSeq and is a predicted model, not a curated record. Bases 1 to 438 code for a protein of 145 amino acids. Gene Ontology annotation, cellular component: cytoplasm; nucleus. The transcript has a single exon. Lineage: Eukaryota; Fungi; Basidiomycota; Exobasidiomycetes; Exobasidiales; Brachybasidiaceae. Gene Ontology annotation, molecular function: protein tyrosine phosphatase activity.
AUGUCAUUCAAGCCAUCCUACAACUACAUCACCGCAUCAGACUUUGCCAAAGCAUGGCGAGAGCAAAACAGUAAGCCCAGUCAAAAAGGCUGGACGGUGAUUGAUGUACGUGAUGAUGAUUUCGAAGGAGGUCAUAUAAAAGGUUGUAGAAACAUUCCUUCAACGCAAUUUCCUGAUCAAGUUGAAAAAUUAGUUGAAGAACUAAAAAAUGCAAAAAGUGUAUUGUUUCAUUGUAGCCUCUCACAGGCUCGUGGUCCAAAAGCUGCAAGGAUUUAUAAGGAAACACGAGAAGAUGCCAUACAAGCCGGAAAGAUUGAUAGCAAACAAGAACAGAAUGUCACUGUCUUACGUGAAGGAUUCUCAAAUUUCGGAGCAUUGUACAAGAAUGAAGAAGACUUAGUAGAAGAUUACGAUGAAGAAUCUUGGAAAUAUCGUUAA